AUGCCACUCGCACACGAGUCUAUGAAGUAUUGUGGUGUUGCUACUCCUUUCCGCGGUGUAAGAGUAUAUGUACGUUCUGCUAUGGGCAUGCCGGGCUCCGAAACCGCACUUGAGGAAUUGAUGUGUAGAGUGCUGGGUGAUCUGUUGGAAGAAGGAGUCGUUGCAAAAAUCGCAGAUGACCUAUAUUGCGGAGGCAAUACCCCUGAAGAGCUUUUACAAAAUUGGAAGAGAGUCUUGGUAGCCUUGCAGAAAUCUGAUCUCCGUCUGUCCGCACUAAAGACCGUGAUCAAUCCUAAGUCGACAACGAUAUUAGGAUGGAUAUGGAAUUCAGGUACACUAAGUCCAAGUCCACAUCGCAUUGCGACCCUUGCUUCGUGCCAAAAGCCAGAGACUGUGUAUCGUCUAAGAUCAUUUAUAGGAGCUUUUAAAGUGCUAUCUCGCGUCAUUCCAGGGUGUUCAUCGUUGCUCUCUAAACUUGACGACGCCGUAGCCGGCCGCCAGUCCAAAGAACAAAUUCAGUGGACUGACGAGCUCCAUGCAGUAUUCUGCAGGGCACAGGCUGCUUUGUCUGCAGCUCGCACUAUAACCUUGCCAAAACCAGAAGACCAAAUUUGGAUUGUGACUGAUGGAGCUAUUCGCAGUCCUGGAAUAGGCGCCACGCUUUACGUCACCAGAAACGGCAAGCUUCGUGUCGCAGGUUUUUUUAGUGCGAAGUUACGGGGCUCACAAGUCAGAUGGCUACCAUGCGAGGUAGAAGCCUUGUCCAUUGCUGUUGCUGUCAAGCACUUCAGCCCCUACCUGAUACAAUCGCACCAUCAGGCCUGUAUCUUAACGGACAGCAAGCCCUGUGUACAGGCCUAUGAAAAGCUUUGUCGUGGUGAGUUCUCCGCAAGCCCGAGGGUUUCAACGUUUCUCUCUACCGUAAGCCGAUACCAGGCGUCUGUUAGACAUGUAUCUGGCUCUGCUAUUCUCCCCUCUGACUUUGCAAGUCGCAAUGCCGCACCGUGUGAAGAUGAGGCCUGUCAAAUUUGUUCAUUUACGAAACAGACCCAAGAUUCUGUUAUCAGACGAGCGGCGGUACAGGACAUAUUAUCCGAUGUAGAGCGACUUCCGUUUACUAACCGAACCACUUGGGGGCCCAUACAAGCUGAAUGUCCCGAAUUACGACGCACCCGCGCCCACUUACUACAAGGAACACGUCCAUCGAAGAAACUCACAAACGUUACGGAUGUAAAAAGAUACCUCCUUGUUGCUACCAUUGCCAAAGACGGCUUGCUGGUUGUUAAACGAAAUGAACCACUCGUGCCAAGCCGUGAAUGUAUUAUUAUCCCUCAGCAAGUACUAGAAGGUUUGCUGACGGCUCUACAUAUUCGUCUGGGCCAUCCGUCUAGCCAUCAGCUUAAAGUCGUUGUAAAACGUUAUUUGUUUGCCUUGGACAUUGACAAAGUUGUUAAUCGUGUAAGUGAAAGUUGUCACCAUUGCGCCGCAUUACGAAAGACCCCAACAGCACGUAUAGAACAGUCGUCCUGCUCUCCACCAAGUACUGUUGGUGUAGCAUUUGCUGCCGAUAUCGCGAAACGCUCCAAACAACUGAUCUUGGUAUUGCGAGAGUGUGUAACCUCACUCACAGCUACAACUCUUCUCGAAAACGAACGCCAUGACACGUUACGUGAUGCCCUAAUCCGUCUAUGUGUCCCAAUGAGACCAUUAGAUGGACCCAUAGCGGUCAUAAGAACUGAUCCAGCACCCGGAUUGAAAGCUCUUGCAAACGAUGAUACUCUGAGACAGCACAGGAUUUCAUUAGAAAUAGGUCAUGCGAAGAACCCCAACAAGAAUCCUGUUGCAGAAAGAGCGGUACAAGAAGUGGUCAGUGAGCUUCUCCAUCGUGAUCCAUUAGGUGGUCCAGUUUCGCAUGUUACGCUUGCGGUAGCCACAGCCAACCUCAACUCGCGUAUUCGAACGCGCGGUUUAUCAGCUAGGGAAAUGUGGUCCCAGCGCGAUCAGUUUUCAAACGAACAGAUACCUCUUCAAGAUCAGGACAUUAUCAUGAAACAGAAUGAACAACGCACAAGCAACCAUGCCCAUAGUGAGAAAUCGAAGGCCCCAAUUGCAGAAUUUCGUACCCCCGAACGUAUCACCGUUGGUGAUUUAGUGUACCUAUACUCAGACCGCAACAAGACAAGAGCACGAGACCGCUACCUCGUAGUUGAAGUAAAGGGACCAUUUUGCAAUGUCAAGAAGUUCGUGGGCUCACAGUUGCGAAAUACAUCUUAUCAUGUAAAGAUAUCCGAGUGCCGUCGGAGCUUAAACGCUGCCGUCAGUCUACUCCUAAUGACGAAGACUCGUCGGCUGACGAAGCUGAAUCAUCACAACCACCCAUGCUGUCUCAAGUGACCCCAUCUCCACCAGCGCCACCAAGUAUUCCAACAGCGAUUUCUACGCCGCCUAGCCAAACUUCACACUGUAACGAACCUAGUGUUAAUGCCAAUGCCUACUGCGAACGGAGUAAUUUAGAAGGUGAGCCCCAUACUGAAGACGAGUCAAGAGGGAAUGAAUAUGUUAAUGGCCCGGGUGAGAAUGUGCCUCUGCGUAGGUCCAGCAGACAACGACGUCCCCCAGAACGUUUCGGUGACUGUGUGAUGGACAAAUAGCUAGGAAUAUCUGAUCAUAAAUGUUAAUUGGUUAUACAAUUUUUGAUUUUUAACUUUUGUCAUAAAAUAAGAAAAAGAGAAGUUACGCCAGUAUUACAUGACGUAUUGCCUUUGAUAUGCACCCGCGUGUGACG
Molecule: messenger RNA, 2785 nt
Organism: Paramuricea clavata
Lineage: Eukaryota; Metazoa; Cnidaria; Anthozoa; Malacalcyonacea; Plexauridae
Source: the annotation of a GenBank genome assembly